Messenger RNA from Electrophorus electricus (electric eel), 1888 nucleotides. It is a transcript of the gene nkain5, whose product is annotated as sodium/potassium transporting ATPase interacting 5. The record is from RefSeq and is a predicted model, not a curated record. Lineage: Eukaryota; Metazoa; Chordata; Actinopteri; Gymnotiformes; Gymnotidae. Gene Ontology annotation, biological process: regulation of sodium ion transport.
UAAGCUUCUGUUUUGACUCGCUCGGCUACCAGAACAUACAGUUAACACAACAGUUGUGCGCAGAGCCGUUUUAGUGAAUUUAGCACUUGAUGAAAAUGAAUAUAGUGGAUUAAUUAUUCCGAUAUUCACAUUUGAAACAGCCCUGACUACUUAUUUUCCGCGGACCGUUGCUUUUGUUGACGAAGAGAAUGGUGUGCUGCUCCGGGAGAUGUACGCUGAUCUUCUUGUGCACUAUUCAGUUGAUCACUGCUUUGGAGAGGCAGGCAUUUGAUUUUCUGGGCUAUCAGUGGGCUCCCAUCCUGGUCAACUUUCUUCACAUCAUUGUGGUCAUACUCGGACUGUUUGGGGCCAUCCAGUACCAUCCCCGCUAUGUUGUACUUUACCUAGUCUGGUCUAUCCUCUGGGUGACAUGGAAUAUCUUUAUCUGCUGUCUUUACCUUGACCUGUGUGGCCUAUCUAAGGAGAGUGACUCCAUGGCUCUGGGACUGUCUUCCCAUGGGUCCUGGUGGAAGGACAACAGUCUGGGCUGUGAGAGAAGGGACCUUCCAACGGCUCAGUGGCCCAGCGGGGACAGCCCCGCCCUGGUCUCGGCCCUGGGCUGCGUGCUGGAGUACCAGUACAUCGAGGUUCUUCACAGCGCACUGCAGCUGUUCGUUUCUCUGCUGGGGUUCGUGUCAGCCUGCUACAUGGUCAACAUCUUCAACGAGGAAGAGGAUGCUUACCUAUAUAAGUGAGGAGUGUCUGGCAAGCGAAUAUCAAACAAAGGUUGGAGCAUUAAGAAGAAAAGAAUAGGGAAGAAUGGAUGGAUACAUUUCUCAGACAUAAAAACCCUAAUGGCCUACCUCAUAACCGCUGUCCAAGUCAUUACUCAUGUUUGUGUUUGUGACCCACUGGCAGACCUAAUUGUACUCAACUGUACUUGGUAUCUUGCUAUGUCACAGACAGCCUGUGACAUCGAGGAAUAGUGCUCAUAUCUAAGAUUUGAGCACAGUUUCCAGUGUAUAUUGGUUUAUUGUUUGUGACUCAUCCGUCUGUGACUAGUCAGAAACUAGUGACUCAGAAAACUGAGUCACAUGAUUUUGUACGACAACUAGCAUAGGACAAGUAUAUAUUUUUGGAGCUAUUUUGAACAUUAUGCCUUUUAAAAACAUUUUUGAAUAUAUGCUUCUGUAUGACAUUACUUCUUAAUGUUUACAGAAUCAAAAGAUCAACUAAUCCUGCAUCUUCUGAAAGAAUAAAAAUAACACUUCAUUAUGUGCGCAUAUGUGUGUGGGAGUGCAUGUGAGUAUUGUCUCAUCAAUAUAGAGAAAGACUGGAUUCUGUAUAGUGUCAGAACUUCACAUUUUAAUCACAUUUCUAAUAUGUAAAUAGGACAUUUAUUCAGCAGUUAUCACAUCUACUAACUAUAAUAUACCCCAGAUUUUGCAAAUAUUAAUGUAUGCUUGCCAUAACUUUAUCCAUGUUUUUUCUUUGUAAAAGUAAGUGUUUGUUAACAAACCUUGCAAAUUUGGUGCCGUUCUUUGUAUCAUUAAAAUCACAUGAACACACCAAUGUUUAAAGUAAUAGUCCAGGCAGAAGGUUUUUGUAGUAUGACACAGGAGGGAAAGUGUCAUUGAAGUUCACUAUACAUGUAAAGCUGUGCACUUAUUGGCUAUAUCUAGUGGUAAACACUUAUGAUGCACCUGCAUUGAUGCACUGCCAAUUACACCGGGCUGGUUUCAUGACAACCCUUUGUAAUUUAAUUACUGAUUAUCUUCAAUGUGUAAUUUCAUUAUUGAUAGAAAUAUGCAAAUAACCAUUUGAACUGUCGAUGUUAAAAUGUGAACAUUGUAUUUCAUUUAAAGUUGCCAAUUAUUAUUAUUGUGUGUAUUUACUGUAGGUCUGUGAA